CGGCCAUCAGUCCUGUUCUCUGAGAUUCAAUGUUCGUGAACGAUUGAUGGGCCGUACCUCUCUAUCAAUUCCACGUUCCGACUAAAGCAGCCUCGGCCCUCUGCUCGACUCAUCCGGCUGUUAUGCGAACGUUAUGACAUUCAUCUUCCCCCUCGAGACCCACGACCAGAGGGCUAUUGUGAUCUGUGGGAUCGUGUUUGGUCUCCUACCGACGAUAAUCGUUUUUCUGCGCAUCUUAGCUAGACGUAAGACGCAUCGAGCGCUUGACACGAGCGACUAUCUGAUCAUUACGUCGUGUUUUUUCACCGUUGUCUAUCAGGGCGUGGCUGUCUCAUCGGUCCUUGUCGGUGGCGUAGGCAUUCAUGUGCAGGACAUAAAAGAUAGAUUCGGCAUCGAAGAUGGUGCGACGUUGUUCCUCAAGCAUUUGAUAGCCAUCCAAGUAUUAUGGGCACUCAGUCUUAGCCUGUGUAGGAUCUCCAUCAUCCACCUAUUUUCGAAGAUCUUCCUGGUUCAAAGCUUUAUUGUCAUAGCCAGGGCUACUUACGUGCUAGUCAUCCUAUGGGCUUUGGCUGCCAUAUUUAGCGCCUUUCUACUCUGCCAACCCUUUGCGUUUAGCUGGGAUAGAUCGAUCGAGGGAGGGACAUGCGGCAAUGCGAUGAUAUCAUGGAUCACGACGGGAGUUCUCAGUAUGGUUUCUGACUUGAUCCUCCUUGUCAUGCCGAUGCCCUACCUGCUAGGGUUGGAAGUAUCGUGGCGGAAGCGGUUGCUACUGGCAGCAACUUUCAGUAUAGGGAUAUUGACUUGCGUCGUCAGUAUAGUACGCAUCGACAUGAUGACUAUGAUUGACUUCGACGACGUAACGUUCACGAUACCGCAUACUGUGUUAUUUAGCGCGCUCGAGCCCUGUAUUGCUGUCACGUUAUCGUGCAUAAUUAUUUUACGCCCCCUUUUCGGCGGCCGGUAUUCGCCGGAUCACCCAACAGCUUACAAUAAUCCAUCUGUCGAUGCAUUAGCGAGGAAGAAUAGCAAUCGACGUUUCAAGCAGCUCAACGAUGAUUCAUCCGAAACAAGAUUACGACCGGAAGAUGUUGGAUAUCGAGCAUCCAUCGCGAAGUCACCCGAACCUUUUAAAGGGUUCGGUAAUAUGGGAGACAUUGCUCUCGAAAUGGGAUCGAUUUCGAUAAAGCAUGAAUGGACCGUAAAGGAAGAGCGGCGGCCAACGAGUUCGACGACCCAGAAAGCGAAGAGCUGAAUAGAAGAGCGCGAUCAUGUACUCCACCACCAAAUUCUCGAUCUAAACAGAAAAAAUUAAAAUAUCGUGUAGCAGCUGAAGUGUAUCACUGGAAUGACCCAUGAACGCUGUGGUGAAUUAUUAAUUCUGAUCUUAGCGUUACUAAUAAUUUAAAGCCCAAUUUCCGAAUUGACUACCCCUUUAUCUAGGCGAUCCUCUUUGUAGAUGAGGGUGUACAUCUACGAAAUAUUUUUAAAAAUUCGCAAGAAGGUAUUUAAUUCCUUCCCAGAUCUCGAUACCGGUAGGUAGAAUUUGGUCAGCGGGUAGGGUGAACCCGUUGCGGCCAGUGUCUCGCAGCUCAAUGGCCCAUCUUGUUUUCGGUUAGCACACGGACGAACACUUCUAA
Annulohypoxylon truncatum is the source of this 1637-nucleotide messenger RNA. RefSeq lists its product as uncharacterized. NCBI's taxonomy places the organism in Eukaryota, Fungi, Ascomycota, Sordariomycetes, Xylariales, Hypoxylaceae. The record is from RefSeq and is a predicted model, not a curated record. The coding region runs from base 134 to 1252 and encodes 372 amino acids. The transcript has 6 exons.